ACAUUUUGCCUUUGUUCCUGAACGACAGUCGCCAUUUUGCUCGUUGGCGUCGUAAACAUAACGAGCUAGCAAUCUAGCAGAGCAAGCUGACUUCAAAUAUCAUCUAUCUGGAGAGUACAGUGUGUCAUUACAGAACCUGAAAUAACCGGUUGUUAAGAUGCGGCGGUCGAAGCGGCUACGCUCGCCCGAUGGCUGGGUCCAGGAAUACAGCUGGGAGGAGAAGGUGGAGGUUCGCAAACGUCUGCGGCGAAGCUCCCAAAGCGGUGACAGGGACAAGAAACCCCUCAGGCAGUAUCACCACUUCAAAACUUACGAAAGGUGUCGUGUGGACCCCGGGAGGCUGGAGGGCAGGGACCAGCGGGCCAGGGAGCCCAACGGGGCCCCCACAAGCCAGGGGGCCCACAGCGACCCCCAGGGGGAGCCGGCCAGGGCCGAACCGGCCAGGGACGAGAAGAACAGGGACGAGAAGAACAGGGAGUGGCAUCAUUACAGCAAGUCGUCAGCGCGCAGCGGCCGGAGCCACAGGAGCAGCCACACUCGCCACCGGUCCAGACGCCAUAGCCGGACUCAGUCGGACUCGAGGAACCAGAGAAGGAAAAAGUCCCGGAGUUUUGAGGAUGACGAGGAGGGUCACCUGAUCUAUCACAAUGGACUCGUACUGAAAGCAAGAUACGAGAUUGUGUCCACGCUAGGAGAAGGAGCCUUUGGGAAGGUGGUGGAGUGCAAAGACAUGAUGAAAGACGAGUACCGUGUGGCGCUGAAAAUCAUAAAGAACAUUGACCGCUACCGUGAGGCGGCCAUGUCGGAAGUGGAAGUCCUGGAGGAGAUGAACUCCCUGGACAACGAAGGCAGAUUCCUCUCCUCUCUCUUCCUCUCCUCUUCCCCCAGUGCGUGCGUGCGUAUGCUGGACUGGUUCGACUACCACGGUCACAUCUGCAUCGUGUUCGAGCUGCUCGGCUUGAGCACCUUCGACUUCAUCAAGGAGAACGGAUUCCUGCCCUUCUCCGUCCACCAGAUCCGUCACAUGGCCUACCAGAUCAUCCGAGCCGUCUGCUUCCUUCAUAGGAACAAGCUGACCCACACUGACCUGAAGCCCGAGAAUAUCCUGUUUGUCAGGUCGGACUACGACAUUAAAUACAACUCCAAAAUGAAGCGCGACGAGAGGACGCUGAAGUGUUUGGACGUGAAGGUGGUGGACUUCGGCAACGCCACGUUCGACCACGAGCACCACACCUCGGUGGUCUCCACGAGGCACUACCGCGCGCCAGAGGUCAUCCUGGAGCUGGGCUGGAACCAGGCGUGCGACGUGUGGAGUCUGGGCUGCAUCCUGACAGAGUACUACCUGGGCCUCACCCUCUUCCAGACCCAUGACAGCAAGGAGCACCUGGCCAUGAUGGAAAGGGUUCUGGGCCCCAUACCAGCCCACCUGCUACAGAAAACCAAAAAGCGCCGCUACGUGCAUCACGAGCGUCUGGACUGGGACGAACACAGCUCCUCAGGACGAUACGUCCGGAAGCACUGCAAACCCCUCAAGCAAUACAUGUUGUCUAAGAGCUGGGACGACGAGCAGCUGUUCGACCUCAUCCACGGGAUGAUGGAGUACGACGUGUCCAGGCGUCUCACCCUGGAGGAGGCCAUCUGGCACCCCUUCUUCGAUCCUCUUAGGAAAGACCGUCGGAAAUGACCCUGGCCUGCGCGCCCACGCUGUACAGAGGGGAACCAAGGCGUACACGCGUACGCAGACACUGCAAUUUCUGCUCUCCAAAGGAGAUUCGUACAGACUGCAUCAGUCCUCCUACGAGAUUACCUGUCUGUUGACUUGCGGCUGUAUGUGUGACUGUUUUCUAAGCUUCUAUUUAUGUACUUAUUUUCUUUUUGAUGAUCGCUGUUUUGAUGAUUUGUGAUUGUUUAAUAAACCUGUUCAUGUUCUCAAACUUGA
Osmerus eperlanus (European smelt) is the source of this 1939-nucleotide messenger RNA. It is a transcript of the gene clk4b, whose product is annotated as CDC-like kinase 4b. The record is from RefSeq and is a predicted model, not a curated record. Gene Ontology annotation, biological process: peptidyl-tyrosine phosphorylation; regulation of RNA splicing. The transcript is spliced from 13 exons. Gene Ontology annotation, molecular function: protein tyrosine kinase activity; protein serine/threonine kinase activity; ATP binding. Lineage: Eukaryota; Metazoa; Chordata; Actinopteri; Osmeriformes; Osmeridae. Gene Ontology annotation, cellular component: nucleus. The coding region runs from base 158 to 1684 and encodes 508 amino acids.